Messenger RNA from Tetrahymena thermophila SB210, 1080 nucleotides. RefSeq names its product transmembrane protein, putative. The transcript has a single exon. The record is from RefSeq and is a predicted model, not a curated record. Lineage: Eukaryota; Ciliophora; Oligohymenophorea; Hymenostomatida; Tetrahymenidae.
AUGUCAGUAGAUCAAACUAAAAAGGAUUACAAAUACUUAAAAUAAGAUGAAAAUUAAGAAUAUACUCUUUUAUAUAACAGCGUAGAUGAAGAAAGAGGACUUCUACAUUCUGUUAAUGAAUUAAUUUUGAUUUAAGCAAAAGAUAUAUCUCACCAAUCUUCUUGCGAUCAAUCUAUUUAAAUGAGUUCUUCUCACUUAGAUGGAGAAUUUAUUAAGAAGGAAAGUACUGAAUAAUAAAUUUUAGAAAAAAAUAAAUCUGAAUAAAAAGAAAAUUUAGAAUAAAGCAGAGGAGAAUAUGCUGAAUAAAUAUUAUAUAAAUAUACAAAUAAAAUAAUGGAUUUAUUUAAAUGGAACAGAGAGUAUUCUAGCUUAGGAUAGCUUUACUUUUAAAUAACCUUCGAUGGAUUAGCUCUUUAUUAUAUAAAUAAAUAAAUAAAACAAUACAAAUAACAAAUGAUAUUGUCUAAUGAGAAUUAAUAAAUAGUUAGAGAUUGCAUCUCUAAUCUCUCUAAUUUUCCAGAUUCUUACUUUUAUAAGGCAAAGCAAGAUUCUAAGGUAGUUGUAAGAGGUUAAAUAAAUGACCCUUUGGCAAUUAACUGCAUUAAUAAUAAAAUCUUAGAUAAAAGAUUCAAUGUUGAGUUAAGCUAAAUGUUUAAAAUAUCAAGCAAUAAAAAUUUAAAUGGUAGAGAAAUAAACUGUAAGUUAGACAAAAAUUUGUCAUACUAAAAUUCUUCGAAAUUAUCUCAUUCAGGAAGCAAGAUGAAUCUUUUUACAUCAUUUAACGCUGGAAUAGUUUCGCUAUUUACUGGAUAUGCCUUUAAAUCUGAAAUAAAAUUUGAUCAAUUCUAAGCAGGAAAAGACUUCUACUUUUUUGGCUAAAGACAAAUAAUGCCAGACAAUACAGCUCUUUUAAACAUUACUAACAUUUUCAAAGAAUUUGAUUUACAAAAAUUCAGAGUUGAAGAAGCAGCUUAUUUGAUAUCUAUUCUUGUGAGUUAUGGAGUUGGAUUAUACUUAGCUGUUAAAAUUGUCAAAAAUGUUGUAAGUUGGGUUAAAAAUAAAAAUAAAAACAAUAAAUGA